UCCUUUUAACAUUGAGUGCCGUCUCUGAACUCAAAUGACAGAGGUGGGGAAGUGCAGGACGUUGCGAGCUCGGCGCAGCUGAUUGGGGAGGAAAGAAUGUUGGUAGUUCUGAGCAAGACAGCUUAGCCAAAAUGGCAAAGUGAAAAAAUUCACAAAGCCGAAUGAUUACUGUGAGGUAGCAUGAGUUAAAUUUGACGGCAUGAGAAGUUUAUAAUAUGCAAGAAGUUUUCCUAAUACAAAAGUUUUCACAUGGGCUAAUGAUGAGUCAGCGAUUGGGAAUUGAAUUAUGUGAUAAAUUCUUUAAUUCGUUAAGUUAGUUGCACUAAGCAGUAGUUUCAGCAUUGUGUCGGGCACUGUAGAGUGGAGUGCACGUGUUUCGGGUUUCUUUUAGGUUAGAUGCAAAUAAACAAUUUAGAACUAGGCGGAAAAUUAUCAGAAGCACAGUAUAUGCAAGUUUUGUGUGAGCGUAUAACCUCGUUCUCUGCAUUUUGAUAUUGCAUAUUCUUAUCGUGGCAACAUGCAAGUUUCCGAUCCAAACAAUGUUAAAAUUUAUAAUCUUAGUGCGGGAAAAUCUCUUCCUGACUGGCUUUCAGAAAAGAAACGGAGAGCACUUCAGAAAAAAAGUGUUGAUAUUAGGAGACGAAUUGAACUUAUCCAAGACUUUGAAAUGCCAGGAGUUAGCACAACAGUUAAAGUGUCUCCUGAUGGACAAUAUGUUUUAGCUACUGGCAUUUACAAACCUCGUGUUAGGUGUUAUGAUGUAAAUCAAUUGUCUAUGAAAUUUGAAAGAUGUUUUGACUCAGAAGUUGUGACUUUUGAUGUACUUUCUGAAGAUUUCAGCAAACUUGUUUUCUUACAUUGUGAUCGGUAUAUUGAAUUUCAUGCUGCAUAUGGCCGGUAUUUCCGAUUACGAAUCCCUAGAUUUGGCCGUGACAUGAAAUAUCAUUAUUCGUCUUGUGAUUUGUUUGUUGUAGGAGCAGGGCCUGAAGUGUAUCGGUUGAAUUUGGAACGUGGCCAGUUUCUGAAUUCCUUGGUUACAGAAGCCUCUGAAAUAAAUCGUUGUGCAAUAAAUCCAGAGCAUCAGCUUCUUGUAUGUGGUUCUAGAGAGGGAAGAGUAGAAGCAUGGGAUACCCGAGUGCGGAAAUCAGUUGGCAGCCUUGAUUGUGCUAUUAGCUGUGCUACAGACUCACAAUUUGAAGGAUUUCCAUCUGUCACAGCUCUCCAGUUCCAAGGUGCACUGACCAUGGCAGUAGGAACUGCUACUGGACAUAUUUUAUUGUAUGAUCUUCGUGCAAAUAAGCCAUUCUUAAUUAAAGAUCAUAUGUAUGGCUUACCUAUAUUGGAUUUGGAUUUCUAUUCUGCUCAAAACUUUGUUCUUUCAAUGGACAGAUCCAUUUUAAAAAUAUGGGACAAGAAUACAGGCAAGCCAUUCACCUCAAUUGAAGCAACAGCAGAUUUUAAUAAUUUGUGUUAUGUGCGUGAUUCAGGACUGAUGUUUAUAGCAAAUGAGAACACUAAGAUUUUGACAUAUUACAUACCUAGUAUGGGUCCUGCACCAAAGUGGUGUAGUUUCUUAGACGCCCUCACUGAAGAGUUAGAAGAGAGCAAGAGUGAGACUGUGUAUGAUGACUACAAGUUUGUUACCAAAAAGGAGCUUGAAGAAUUGGGAUUGGACCAUUUAAUAGGCACUAAUCUUCUUCGAGCAUAUAUGCACGGUUAUUUCCUUGAUUUCCGAUUGUAUAAGAAAGCAAAAUCAGUUGCCGAUCCAUUUGCCUUUGAAGAAUACAAGAAGAAGAAAAUAAAGUCAAUAAUAGAAGAAGAAAGAGGAAAUAGAGUGAAGUUACAUAAACUUCCAAGCGUCAAUAAAGAAUUAGCUCUAAAACUAAUGAACACUGAACUGGGCCCAAAGAAGAAGAAGAAAUCUGUAUCAAAUUUGUUGAGUGAUGACCGUUUCAAGGCUUUGUUCGAAAACCCUGAUUUUGAAGUGGACAAAAAUGCUGAGGAAUACAGGUUACUAAAUCCUGUACUGAGUAGAAUGGAACGGAGCCGUGAAAAGGUGUUGAAGAAGCAAAGAGUUGAGAAAAAGGUGGAAGAACAGGAGAUCGAGUUGGAGGGUAAAGCGAGCUCUGACGAAUCGUCAGAUUCUAGUUCAGAUGAUGAUCGCACCUGGGCUGAGGAGUUGCGACGUCAGCAUCGCUUAGUAAGAACUGAGAACAGGCAUCAGGCUCGAGCAGCUGAAGCAGAAGAGAAACUGGAGAAGGAGAAGGGAUCAGAUGGCGAAGCCCAACAGCCAAAGUUCUAUGAACUUGGGGAAGGAGAAGUUAUCAGAAAUGGACGUAUAAAAGUGCUGAAAAAGCAAAUGAAAGCUCCUCUGGGUCAGAGGGUUGUGGAGGAAAGCCAUUACAGUACCCAAACAUCGAUUUCUGGAGGAAGUAGGCAAAUGACAUUCAAGGUUCAGAAGGACAAGAAAUCUUCCAAGUAUGAUGUCAUGUCCAGAGAGCAUUAUGAAGAAAGGAAAAAAUUAGUAAGAUCUGCAAAAGGCAUCCGGACCAACUCAAAACUGAAUAACUGGAUGAGGCGACAGAAUAGAUCCUAAACCACUUGCUUUCUUCUUUUUCUUAUGUCAAUUACCUCUCUCUCCUAUUUUCUUUUCUCUUCUUUAAUUGCAUAUGUAAAAUUUGUAAGAUUACAUAUGAUAGUAUGAUUAACAAUUUUUGUUGUGAAAGGCUAAAGAAAAUAUUGUAAAAAGUUCAAUGAAUAUAAUGCUGUAAAUAAUAUGAAAUGUUGUAAAUAAAUUGUAAAUAAUUUAUUUUUAUUAAAAGUGGAGGUGAUUCAAAUUAAAUUUUUGAUUGGUACUGAAAUGUUCAUUAUCUUGUCACACGUUCAUAGUUGUAUGAAAAGUCUAAAGAGUUGCUUAUUUGUUCAAUAAUUUAAGAUUUGUUUGCACAAUAGUGAUGUUAACUUUCAAUGCAGCAGUGAUCAUAGAAACAUAAAUGCUUAGGGUCUUAGGAGAAGCAAUUGAAUCAGAAAUUUGAGGCAGUUUACAUUUUGACAAAUAUAUAUUUAUAUUGUGAAAAAUGAUUCUAUGAAAAAUAUUUCAUAGACUUUGUACCAAUCAGAUAAAACUCAUGUCCUUGAUCAUGUGGCAUUUCUAUUGUAUUGGAGAGUUUCUCAGCAAAAUGACAUGGAAAUAUUUAUUAGUCUAAUAGAGGAAUUGGGCUUCUUUUUUCCCCCAUACAAACCGUAUAAUUAUACAGAUGUGUAUGAUGUAUGCAUACAUCCAUACAUGCAAACACACUCACACAAUUAUGCUGUUUAUUAACAAAUCAACAGUUAAUAUCAUAAAUAAACAAUAUGAAUAUAUUACUGUAAACAGUACAAUAUAAUUUUAUGUUGAGUGUUGGAAAAAUGUCAAUAAAGUUCAUAAUUGUG
Molecule: messenger RNA, 3432 nt
Organism: Gryllus bimaculatus (two-spotted cricket)
Lineage: Eukaryota; Metazoa; Arthropoda; Insecta; Orthoptera; Gryllidae
Source: the annotation of a GenBank genome assembly